This is a messenger RNA of Morchella sextelata, 1134 nucleotides long. RefSeq lists its product as uncharacterized. Lineage: Eukaryota; Fungi; Ascomycota; Pezizomycetes; Pezizales; Morchellaceae. Bases 1 to 1134 code for a protein of 377 amino acids. The transcript is spliced from 3 exons. Gene Ontology annotation, biological process: protein dephosphorylation. Gene Ontology annotation, cellular component: cytoplasm. The record is from RefSeq and is a predicted model, not a curated record. Gene Ontology annotation, molecular function: protein tyrosine/serine/threonine phosphatase activity.
AUGAAUAUCGACGACGACGACCUCCCCGCGCUGCCCCGCCCUUUCCCCCGCCGCCCUGCCCCGCUAGCAUCCCGCUACCUCGACGAGAUCUACCCCAACCUCUGGCUCGGCAGUCUCCAAGCCGCCGAAUCUGCCGAGAUCCUCCAAACCUGCGGCAUCACCGACAUCAUCAGCAUCACCUCCCACCGCCCGCGCAUCCCCUCGAACCUCGGCAUCACCAAGACCCACUUCCGCCUGCGCGACAACACAGAGGCCGACCUCCUCAGCAUCCUCCCCGAAUGCAUCCGCAAGAUCGAGGAGGUCAUGUCCGCCGACACCACCCCAGGCGGGCGGGAGCGGAAGGUGCUGGUCCAUUGCCGGAUGGGCAUCAGUCGGAGCGGGGGAAUGGUGGUUGCCUACGCCAUGAAGCACGCCGGCAUCCCCGCGCGCCUCGCGCUCGAGUUCGUCCGCUCGCGGCGCCCGAUCGUGAAUCCGAACAAGGCGUUCAUGGCGCAGCUGACGGUGUGGGGCGAGUGUGGGUACGACACGGCGCUGCUGAUGCCGGACAUGGACAUGGCUGUGGCGGAGGAGGAGGAGGAGGUGGAGGAGGAGGCGGAGCCCGACGAGGAGGAGAUGCUGCAGAUGGCGCUGGAGAUGAGUCUGGCUGCAUCGGAGGGCCCGGGGCAGACGCUGGCCGCCGGCAGGCUGGUGGUGGUUAAUCCGGAUAGGGUGCCGGAGAUAGAGGCGGGUGCGGCGGGGGCUGUGGUUGGGACGGCGCGUGUGCUGGAUGUAGAGAUGACUGAGGCGGCUACUGACGUGACUACUUGUGUAGAGACUAACGAGACUAACAUAGAGACUAACGUGACCACCGACAUUCCCACUGACGCGACCGCUCCCCAUACCGAGCUAGACAUAGAGAUGACCCCCGCCCCCGACCCGGCGGCUAUAGAACCACGGACCCCCGAGCUCCUCGCGCAGUACGAAGUGCUCGAGCCGGCAUCAACCACACCGCCAGAUCUGCACCCUGAACAGCGCAUGCUGAGAGCGGCCGCCGCUGCCGCCGCUGAAGAGGAGUGGGUGGUGAUCACGAUGGAUGAUGUCAUGCGGCAGUGCUUCGAGGAGUGUGUGAGGCGUGUUGGCAGGGUAGAUAGAUAG